Lachancea lanzarotensis is the source of this 1932-nucleotide messenger RNA. RefSeq names its product LALA0S06e05644g1_1. The transcript has a single exon. Gene Ontology annotation, cellular component: plasma membrane. Gene Ontology annotation, molecular function: nucleobase transmembrane transporter activity. Gene Ontology annotation, biological process: nucleobase transport; transmembrane transport. Lineage: Eukaryota; Fungi; Ascomycota; Saccharomycetes; Saccharomycetales; Saccharomycetaceae. The record is from RefSeq and is a predicted model, not a curated record. Bases 1 to 1932 code for a protein of 643 amino acids.
AUGUCUAGUCAAGAAAAACAUCUGGUAAAGGAAAACGUCAAAAACACGAAUUCCGACGAUGAGUCUAGUGGAAUUGGCCAGGUGGGCCAUCUGGAAGCCUCGAAAACACCAUUUUGGAGACGCCUGCUGAGUGCUUUGGAAAUUGAACAAGACGGGCGGAACGCAAGCAUCAAGGAAACGUUUCUGUACAAUCAUGACCUAAAACCUGUGGAAAGUGACCGUCGUUUGUGGUCGUGGUUCAACUUUGUAUAUUUUUGGAUUGCAGACUGUUUCAAUAUCAACACUUGGCAGGUGGCCGCAACUGGUCUACAAUUGGGUCUCAGCUGGUGGGAAACUUGGAUUACAGUUUGGAUUGGCUACUCCGUGGUUGCCGUGUUUGUCGUUUCAGUGGCGAGAAUCGGUUCUGUCUACCAUAUUUCGUUCCCCAUCACCGCAAGAGCCUCGUUCGGUAUCUUUUUCUCGCUGUGGCCGGUUCUAAACCGUGUAGUAAUGGCCAUUGUGUGGUACUCCGUGCAAACAUGGAUUGCCCUGUCGCCAGUUUCUUUGAUGCUCAAAAGUAUUUUCGGAAAUGACCUCCCCAACCGUAUUCCAGACCACAUAGGAAGCCCUAAUGCCACCACAUAUGAGUUUAUGUGUUUCUUCAUCUUCUGGGUAUUCCAACUACCUUUCAUUUACGUUCAUCCACAUCAAAUCCGCCAUCUUUUCACCGUGAAAGCCGCUUUGGUUCCAUUUGCAGCAUUUGGUUUUUUGAUCUGGUCUUUGAAAAAAUCCCAUGGCCACAUCGCGCUAGAGUCACUAGUCGAGGGACCUCCUUUGUCUUCUAGUGAGCGUGGCUGGGCCUGGGUACAGUCGAUCUUGGCAUGUAUUGGGAAUUUUGCCACAUUAAUCGUCAAUGCGCCGGAUUUCUCUCGUUUCUCGAAGACCAAACUAUCGGCUACCUACUCCCAAGCCUUUUCCAUUCCAUUCUUCUUCUCCAUCACCUCUUUGAUAGGUGUUAUUGUCACUUCUUCCGCUUAUAAGGUGUACCAGGUCAAUUAUUGGUCACCAGUGGACGUGUUAGGCAGAUUCUUGGGCGAUGGAUUCACCAAAGGCGAACGCGCGGGCGUGUUUCUAAUCUCCUUUGUUUUCGCCAUUUCCCAGCUAGGAACUAACAUCAGCGCCAACUCUUUGUCUGCCGGUACAGACAUGACAGCGUUGUUGCCCAAAUUUAUUAGCAUCAGACGUGGUGGUUUUAUUUGCGCUGCUUUGGCUCUUUGCAUAUGUCCUUGGAACCUUUUGUCAAGUUCCAGCAAAUUCACGAUGGCGCUGAGCGCUUACUCCAUAUUUUUGAGUUGUAUCGCCGCCGUUAUGGUGGCAGAUUACUACGUGGUGCGCAGAGGAAAGCUAGAGUUGCAGCAUUUGUACUGUGCCGACAAAAACAUCUCUCAAUACAUGUACGGCAAUAGAUUUGGGAUUAACUGGAGAGCUCUGGUUGCAUAUUUGGCCGGUAUUGUGCCCAAUAUGCCCGGAUUUGUGGGUGCCGUUGGCAACAACAUUCAUGUACCCAUGGGUGCGAUCAAAUUGUACUAUCUCAACUAUCUGGUUGGAUUUUUUGUUUCUUUCCUGAUCUAUGUGGCUCUGAACUACUUUUUCCCUGUUCCUGGUGCUCCAGUGGCCAAUAUCCUUGGCAAGAGCGAAUGGAUGGAGAGCUUCCAAGAUGUGGAGUUUUUCCGCGAAGAAAGAGACACUUUCCACGCUGAAAAUGGUCUACAUGCUAUUUCCUCGAGAAUCGGGGAAGACGAAGAGGACCCUGCCCUUGCCUUUACUAUUCGGAGCCGGUCGCCUGAAAUUCCAAAGCAGACCAGAGGAGAACACAAACCCACUGGAGCAACGUAUACAAAUUGGAAAGGAUCCAGUGGUACGACCACAAACUCUAAUGAAUCUUCCCGGUAG